Chanos chanos (milkfish) is the source of this 1958-nucleotide messenger RNA. It is a transcript of the gene ramp1, whose product is annotated as receptor activity modifying protein 1. Gene Ontology annotation, molecular function: coreceptor activity. Gene Ontology annotation, cellular component: signaling receptor complex; cell surface; membrane. Gene Ontology annotation, biological process: intracellular protein transport; receptor internalization; G protein-coupled receptor signaling pathway. The transcript has 3 exons. NCBI's taxonomy places the organism in Eukaryota, Metazoa, Chordata, Actinopteri, Gonorynchiformes, Chanidae. Bases 441 to 890 code for a protein of 149 amino acids. The record is from RefSeq and is a predicted model, not a curated record.
CACACUCUAUGUUGCGAGGGCGCAGGCGUUAAAACUGAGUGGAAUUUUGAUGUUGUGAGAUCUUCUGCUAUUUGUUUUGCUUCGGUUUCAACAUUAUUAAUGACAAGAAUACGUAACAUGUGUGGGGUAUGUUUGGGUCUGCAGUGAGCAAAGGGCUGUGGGACGGGUCUUUGGGAUUUCAGACACUGUAUUUUGCGCUCUGGAGAUUUUGCGCUUUGGUAAACUGACGGUCAGCGCUCUCUUGAACUGAUUUUAGCCAUAAGAGCCACAGUCAAGUGGGGACACACGUUUUCGUUGUCAUGAAACUUCAGCUUAUGCAUGGAUAGGUGAUUUUUGCUGAAUAGCUGGACACAGCAGAAAACAAAUCCAAAGAAGCGAUCAAAAAUCUUUUUUGUUUUUCAAAUCCUCGUGAGACUGUGUACAGAGACUGAAAAACGAUCAUGACGGACGUUCGAGCUUCAGGGUCAACGAAAUAUGUGGUUGUUUGGUUGGUGACAGCAUAUUUCUCCACCCUGUCCAUGGCAUGUGGAGGUACCUAUGAAUAUGCCAUUGAAGAGUUCUGUCUCGCCAAGUUUAAGCUGGAUAUGGAAGCUCUGGACCAGCGCCACUGGUGUAGCUGGGAGGACACAGUAGAAUCUUAUGGGGAACUCACCAACUGUACUUUCCUGGUGGCACUGAAAAUGAACUGUUUCUGGCCCAACCGCCUGGUGGAUGAGUUCUUCGUGCGCGUACACCAGCAUUACUUCCACGACUGUUCGCUGACUGGCCGACAACUUCACGACCCACCCAACCACAUCUUGGGGCCUUUCAUUGCGGUGCCCAUCCUUGUGACAUUGCUUAUGACAGCCCUGGUGGUGUGGAGAAGUAAACGCAGUGAAGGUAUUGUGUAAGGACUAACCUAAACCUUCCCGCCACCACUUCAACCAAACUGGCUUGAUUAGUGCUUGGUUGGUAACAGAACUCCAAACAAUGAAGACCUGAAAACAAUCGCUGCUACAACUGACAUAUUUGAGUCUAGGAAAGGUGGACUGUUUCACUGUUUCAAGUUGUUGGACUACAGAACAAUCUAUCUUGCACAAAGACACACAAGGAUGAUGUCACUGUGUUACAUUCUGUCUGGAUAUGGGCAUGGUGCCGUCGACCUUGAGGAAUAGGGCUUUUGUCCUCAGUCUCACACAGCAUGUAUGCACAGCUAAAAGGUUGUAUUGUUAUUAAUGCAUCAAAGGAAAAAAAGGUGAGAGUCUGACUCAUAACAGUUGGUAGAUUAAAUAUUAGCAUUGGCAGAAAAUAUAACUCUAUUUUAAAACCUCUUUUUUUUUUUCAUUUGUGUUUGUGAGAUAUUCUUUCCUCAGUCUCUGUGAACACUGGACUUCUUCUACACAGUUUCUUCGAUUCUAUCAAUGCAUUCACCUCUUUUUUUUUCAGUUUGUCGGUCCUUACGAUGCUGUGCAUUGUGCCAAAUGCUGAUGCUAACCAUGUUAACUGUAGGAAAAAAAAAGACUAUUAUUAUUUUGUUACUGAACAUGACAUAGAAAUAACUGUACUCUGUGUGAGAAUCAUUCACUACGCUAUUAAUGCCAAUAAUGUUGACAUUUAUGUUAACCAUGAAAAAAGAAAUUCUGUUUCUCGUCUUUUUUUCUGUGUGUUUCUCUUACAACACUCUCUGUGUUAAAUUUUUGUCUUCAGUAUAGAUAACAGACAUGUACACUGUGAGGUAGUAACUCCCCAGAUACUCACAGAAACGCAUUUAUUCAUGAAAUGUCCACAUUUAACACUAUUAAACUUUACUGAAUACUAUUAGCUGUACAAAGCUAUGACAAUGAUUGCGUUGACUGAUCUUUUGUGAAACAAAUUUUGUAAAUGGAGAGAACAUUGUUUCUCAACAAUGCAAAAGAAUCAUGGCAUUUUGAAGGCUGUCUUCAUUCAUAGCAGUAAAAGUCCAUGUUUGAAUGUCUUCU